AUGCCAGAAAUUGGUACACCACCUCUACCUCCUGAGCCCAAAUCACUAAAUGAUUGGACACUGUUUCAAAACCGCGCAGAAUUCAAAACCGCGGAGUUUUUCUACAUAAAAAAUCAGAUGCCAGCAGGACAAAUUUACCAUCUUCUCGACCUGUGGGAUAUCAUUGCUGGAGACCCAGAAACAAUUGGCUCCACCUUCGUGCCCAUCAUCCUCAGAAGUGACAAGACGACGGUUUCUGUUGCAACGGGGAACAAUGAGUACUACCCACUUUAUCUUUUGAUCGGAAAUGUUCAUAACAACGUCCGCCGCGCACAUCGAGAUGCGCUUGUGGUAAUCGGCUUCCUUGCAAUGCCCAAAACUACAAAGAAACACGCAGAUGACCCAAAGUUUCGCAAAUUCUGUCGCCAAUUAUUCCAUUCAUCGCUGUCUAGGAUACUCGCAUCACUUCAGCCUGGGAUGUCAAAACCUGAUAUCGCGAAGUUUAGAGAUGGUCAUUUUUGGCGCGUAAUUUAUGGACUGGGGCCAUACAUUGCCGAUUAUGAGGAGCAAGUUCUCCUUGCAUGCAUAGUCCGCUUCUGGUGUCCAAGAUGCUGCUCUCAUCGUGAUAAUCUCGAUGCUACCUCAGUCCUUCGGUGCCGUGAAUACCAUGAAGCCUUGUUUGAAGUGGGUACUUAUGGAGAACUGUGGACAGAGUUUGGGAUAGUCGCUGAUUUAAUUCCUUUCACAAACAACUUCCCACGCGCCGACAUUCACGAAACAAUGGCCCCAGACAUCCUACAUCAAGUUAUCAAAGGCGCGUUUAAGGACCAUCUCGUGGAUUGGGUGGAGAAAUACCUUGUGCUUACUCAUGGGAGGACUGAAGCGGACCGUAUCUUAGAUGAUAUUGAUCACAGGAUUGUGGCCGUUGCCUCAUUUUCUGGUCUGCGCCGCUUUCUGCAAGGACGCGGCUUCAAGCAAUGGAUGGGGGAUGACUCCAAAGCCCUCAUGAAGGUGUACAUUCCCGCAAUCGAGGGUCACGUACCGACAGAGGUUGUUCGCACAUUCCGUGCAUUGCUAGAGUUCUGCUACCUUGUACGUCAAAACACCAUCACAGAGCGCACCCUGGAUGAAAUUCAAGAUGCCGUCUCUCGUUUCCAUCAAUAUCGUGAGGUUUUCAAGACUUCCGGUGUCAUUCCAAUGUUUUCACUGCCACGACAACACUCUCUUAUGCACUACGCACAUGUUAUCCGGCUCUUUGGCGCCCCCAAUGGACUUUGCUCAUCAAUCACUGAGAGCAAACACAUCAAGGCUGUGAAGGAACCAUGGAGGCGGUCAAGUAAAUACAAAGCACUUGGUCAGAUGCUGGUCACAAACCAGUAUCUUAGUCAACUUGCCGCUGCGCGUGUUGAUUUUGAAAGCCAUGGAAUGUUGAAGGGUACCUGCCUUUCAGCCGAACUCGAGGCUCUCGGUAUGUUAGACAAUCCUGAUGUCCCUAAUGAUGAAGACCCCAAUGACCCCCCACCAAACCAAGCAAGUAAUCUUGAGGACGGCGAUGACUUAAUGAUUGACCAUGGCCCAACUGUUCUACAAGCACACACUCGACUUGCUCGAACAGUUCCAUCAUGCACAGAAACGAAGCGUGCCCGCAGUGUAUUGGCUCUCGCUGAUGAAUUGCACCUUCCAUCUCUCCCUGCCUUAAUCCGCCGCUUUCUUUAUGAGCAAACACGCCCAGACAACACACUCGACGCAUUGUCCUCUUACUUAAGGGUCUUAUCGUAUGACGUCCCUCUUGCUGCCUGCCCCAGGUAUGAAGGAAAGGUAUCAGUCUUCAACUCCGCGUGCUCAAGAUUCCACGCACCAAGUGACCUUUCCGGGAUCGGUGGCAUGCGAGUAGAACAUAUCCGUUCCUGCCCUAUGUGGCGGAACGAGUUUUCUUGUCAUGAUUGCGUUUUUGUUAAUACAGGAUCAGACACUGAAGGAAUCCGAGGGCUCGAUGUUGCAAGGGUUCGGGCAUUUUUUUCAUUCAAUUAUGCAGGAACAGUGUACCCAUGUGCCAUUGUGUGCUGGUUCGAUGUCAUUGGGGGCUCGCCUGACCCAGAGACGGGAAUGUGGGUGGUUCGCCCAGCCUACUAUGCCAACCAUGCGCCUACACACACUAUCAUACAUGCGGUUGAGAUCGCCUCAGCAGACACCAUCUACUGUGCCGCUCACCUCAUCCCUAUCUACAGCAACCAAUUCCUUCCUCUCGACAUCACGUUGCACGUGUCCUAUGAUGCUUUUCGAGCUUAUUAUGUUAACAAGUAUGUUGAUCAUCACACAUUUGAAAUUGCAUCAUAA
This is a messenger RNA of Suillus subalutaceus, 2316 nucleotides long. RefSeq lists its product as uncharacterized. The record is from RefSeq and is a predicted model, not a curated record. The coding region runs from base 1 to 2316 and encodes 771 amino acids. NCBI's taxonomy places the organism in Eukaryota, Fungi, Basidiomycota, Agaricomycetes, Boletales, Suillaceae. The transcript has 12 exons.